This is a messenger RNA of Rhizophagus irregularis DAOM 181602=DAOM 197198, 1352 nucleotides long. RefSeq lists its product as uncharacterized. The record is from RefSeq and is a predicted model, not a curated record. Lineage: Eukaryota; Fungi; Glomeromycota; Glomeromycetes; Glomerales; Glomeraceae.
CUGGGAAGCGCCUUAAUGGCAGAGCAUAAGCUAUAUCAUUUUUUUCGCUCCUAGUCAAGAGCCAUCUCUGUUAUUUUCCCUUUUCGAAGAAGUAUAGCUCUGAGGGAAUUUUUCGAAUUGAAUUUUUUCUCACAUAAUAUAAGUAGAAGAAACAACUGAAGUCUACUUAUAUUGACAUGUCUACUGCAGAACCCACCCAAAAGACCCGAAAAGCGAAAACUAAUAAAUUCAUUUUGAUUCUAGAACAGUUCUUAGAAAGAUAUAACUUAUCCGCAGAGUCCAGCCCAGAGCAAUUAAGCGAACAUGCCCCUGAACUUAAUGCUUUACUUCCAGAUUGGAAGGCCCGUAAGUAUGUUAAGGAAGCCCUUGCGAGAGGCACUGAAAAGAGAAGUGCAUUUAGCAAAGAGCAGAAAGAGGCUCUCGUGCCAGAUCAGAGAAAUAUGAUAUAUUCAGUCAGGAAAAGGGCUCAAGAAGUCACUAAAAGUGAAGAUAAGUGGGAUAUUUUUAUUAAUACUUUAGAUUUGGGACCAAAAGGAAGUAAGGAUGGAGUAAUUGAUGAUAAGGAAAUGAAGACCACUACAGCUUCCAAUAAAAUCCAGCAAGAGCGGACUGAGAAGCGCUUGGCUAAUCCAGGUAGAACUCCAGAACAUUUCACCUUUGAGAAAGUGCAUAGGAGACUCCAGAAUAUCGAUACUUCUAAAAUUCCCUCUAUGCAGGAUCUCGCGGAUGUGAUAGUGAUGCUGAGCAUGAGGCCUGCUGAAGUAUCAUCUCUCCAGAUUAUUAAUUACAAACCAGAUUCCGAAGAUCCGCCAGCGUGGUAUAAAGCUGGUUAUUCUUGGUAUUGCACUGGAUGUCGCAAACAGAGAGAUAAACCGAUGCCUAUGCGAUUACUCUCUAUGGAAAAGGAUCCAGAACGUGCUAAGGAAUUACUUACCUGGAUUCAAGACGCUAUUAAGGCUGGGAAGUUGCGUGAUCCAGUUUAUACUGAAACUGGAAAGCGUAAUAAUGUGCCAUUUGCCAAAUUCAUAAAGAGUUUAAAAACUAAUCAGGACGAAGAUGAGAUUACCCCUGAGCUUCUAAGAAAAAUAGGAGCUAAACACGCCUCAAUGGUUCAUGCCGGUCCAAAUCCAACCCCUCAACAUCUCAACAAUCUUUCAGAAAUCGCAUUAAGACAUAAAAUUAACCGUCUUGAUGCAGGAAAAAAUUACGCUUUAGGUGAUCCAAAAUCGAAGAAGAAGCCCAAAUCUGAUUCUGAAAAUUCACCAAGCCUGGUACCUCAGCUUAAAAAUGAUGAUUAUAACCCUUUCAAGGGACAGAUAGUAGAAAUAGAUUCAAUGUUAGCUAGUUUCUAA